Staurois parvus is the source of this 432-nucleotide messenger RNA. NCBI's taxonomy places the organism in Eukaryota, Metazoa, Chordata, Amphibia, Anura, Ranidae. The record is from the annotation of a GenBank genome assembly.
AGAGCCAAAGAUGUCAGCUCGGUCAUGUGAUCAGCUGUGUCUAAUCACAGCUGCUCGCAUGGCACUGAUGAUCAGUGUAGCCCCAGAAGUGCCACCUGUCAGUGCCCAUCAAUGCCAGCUGUCAGUGCUCAUCCAUGCCACCUGCCAUUGCACAUCAGUGCGUCAUCAAUGCCACAUAUCAGUGCCUACCAGUGCACAUCAAUGUCACCUAUCAGUGCCCAUCUGAGCUGCCUUCAGUGUCACCUAUCAGUGCCAGUCAGUGCCACCUAUCAAUGCUGCCAAUCAGUGCCACCUAUCAGUGCCAGUCAGUGCCGCCAAUCAGUUCGCAUCAGUGCCGCCUGUCAGUGCCCGUCAGUGCUGCCUAUCAGUGCCGCCUAUCAGUGCCAAUCAGUGCCACCUAUCAGUGCCGCCUGUCAGUACCAUAUAUGAGUG